AUGGGUUCUGCUGCUUCAAAACCCGUCAAGUCAGCGGCUGGCGCAGCCUCACGGCGCCAAUACCCCAAGCAGCCGGCUCCUCCGCCGAGGGGGCCGCGCAAAGCUCCGAAAGAAAGCAAAGCAGCGUCCGCACCUACGCCCAAGGCUAGUCCCUCGCCUCCUCGAGCACCUGCACCUCCCUCUCAAGGUCCAACAUACCACUCAAAGGAGAAAGCAUCCGGCGUAAAGUCUGAUGCCAUUGAUAUGGACGGUCGGGACCCCGACUUCGCUGCCUCCCUCCGGUCAAUAGGCCCCGUCAACCCAUCACCUACAUUCUCAAACUCAAGCACCGUCAACCGCCCCGCCUCAAUGCAAACUGUCUUCCCACAAGCCUCCAACCCGGCAUUGCUAGUUGUCACUGCUAGACAACGUCUUACUGAGGCCGCGGACACAGAAGCCGAGCACUUUGGUCGUGCAGGUCACCCCGGGAGAUCGUUCCUGGAUGCCCUAACUAUUCAGCAAGUGUUGACAAUGCGGGACAAGCAGGGUAUGCGUCGCGGAGAUAUCGAACGGUUCCUUGGAUUGAAGAAGGGAGUCUUGGAGCGGUUAGGGAAGGAUGAGAUUGUGUCGCGUAUUACAUGA
This is a messenger RNA of Penicillium concentricum, 621 nucleotides long. RefSeq lists its product as uncharacterized. NCBI's taxonomy places the organism in Eukaryota, Fungi, Ascomycota, Eurotiomycetes, Eurotiales, Aspergillaceae. The transcript is spliced from 2 exons. The coding region runs from base 1 to 621 and encodes 206 amino acids. The record is from RefSeq and is a predicted model, not a curated record.